Molecule: messenger RNA, 620 nt
Organism: Theobroma umbraticum
Lineage: Eukaryota; Viridiplantae; Streptophyta; Magnoliopsida; Malvales; Malvaceae
Source: RefSeq, a predicted model, not a curated record
UAGUUUGAGCCCCUUUAAAAUAUAGUAGGAUCCGAGUUUUAGGGUUUUGGGUACACAGGGAAAGCAAGAAAGAGAAAAACAAAUGGCGAAAAGUUUCAACGAAGUUCAGAAGCAGAAGAGAGUACAAAGGGCAGAGAGAAAAAGAGCGAAUCAUGGAGAUCCCGCAACUAAGAAGCUUAAGCACAAAUCCCAACCACUCUCCCUCUCUGGCAAACGUCAGCGCAAGCUUCUCAAGAAAUGGCGCAGGGAGCAAAAGGAGGCCAUCGAAAAGGGUUUGGUGACUAUGGAAGAUGUGGAAAUGGUGGCUGCUGAAGGUACAUCUCAAGAUGCAGGCACAUCCCAAGAUGCCAACAAAGUGCCUCCAAAAUUUCACAUGAAGAAGAAUUUGAAGGUCAAACGCAUAAAACGAAAAGGAAAAGCCAAGAGUCCUAAGCAAGCCAUUGAAGCUUCCGGAGAUGCCAUGGUAGAAUAGAUUGAGAUGAAAAAAAUAAAAAUCAAACUCAAAUUUUGUGAACUCAAGCUAUUGAUGGGCUGGAGAACUCGAUACUAUAGCAUGUUGUUGUGUAGAGAUAGGUUUUUGAAGGAAAUUUGAUACCUAAUGCAUAUCGUUUCAUUUGUAA